CUUAUAUGUAAAAUAAAAGACAUGAGAGGAGUAAACGUCACUGCAGUAAAAAUUGCAAUUUUUAAAGAAUUUAGUCUACAAUCAAUAAGUAGUAAUUAUAGACAAAAAGCUAUUAAGAUAUAG
Molecule: messenger RNA, 123 nt
Organism: Funneliformis caledonium
Lineage: Eukaryota; Fungi; Glomeromycota; Glomeromycetes; Glomerales; Glomeraceae
Source: the annotation of a GenBank genome assembly